Molecule: messenger RNA, 1937 nt
Organism: Saccostrea cuccullata (small rock oyster)
Lineage: Eukaryota; Metazoa; Mollusca; Bivalvia; Ostreida; Ostreidae
Product: peroxidasin-like
Exons: 12
Biological process (GO): response to oxidative stress
Molecular function (GO): heme binding; peroxidase activity
Source: RefSeq, a predicted model, not a curated record
UGUCAAUUUUUUUUAACAUUUGAACUUUUUACCACAAAGUUGAAGCAAUACGCAGCGAACCUUGCAAUCUGACACGGUUUCUUUGUCUCCAAAUAGAUUGUCUAAUUAACAUGGUAUAUUUGUAUCCUUUACAUUUAAUUACAUAUUAACGUUCUUCAGUGGUAGCCGGACUUAAUAUCAGCUGGAUUUCUAUAGUUGCCAACAGACUAGGAAAGAUGAUUUUCCUUACAAUAUGUUUCCAGCUUUUCGUGAUUUCGGAGUGUGUUAAUAUAUCUGUCAUUGAAGACCUCUAUACUGUCAUCAAAAACCAGCCUGAAUAUGAAAACUUGACUGUUUUUGAAUUAAAGACAUCCACAGAUUUUAAUGCUGAAAAUCCGCUACCAAGCAACAUGUUCCCUGUUCUGUAUGAGACCCGGAAGUAUAACUUCAUUCAUGACGUCAUUGAGGAGAUUGCUUACGAAGAAAAUACAACGUCUUCAGCCUUGAUUGAAAACGACGAGUUCCUUAUACCGUUACAUUUAAAGUUUACAGAAAAGGAUUGUGAACUGGGUCCAUCUCAUGGACAAUGUAGCGAUGACCAAUACAGAUCACUGGACGGUUCCUGCAAUAACAUGGUAUCCCCAACCUGGGGCAUGUCUGGACAGGUUCUCCGGCGCUAUCUGUCCCCUGGGUAUCAUGAUGGAAUAGAAAUGCCAAUCUCCUUAGACAUCACUGGAGAACCGCUUCCCAGUGCAAGGGAAAUCAGUAACUUAUUCCAUAGACAAAGUGAUGUUAUGGAUAUGAACUUGGUUCUAUCUGCUAUGGUUAUGCAGUGGGGACAAUUUUUGGAGCAUGAUAUUUUAUCUGUACCUGCAUACAGAGACAAGAAUGGCCAGACUUUAGAUUGCUGUGGAAGAGACAAGAACAAUCAUGAAUGCUUCUCUAUAAAAGUUCCCCCAAACGACCCAUUCUUCAAAAACCGAUGCAUCCCGAUGGUACGUUCUGCACCUGGUGUUGGACCAAUGUGUUACACUACAAAAAGAGAACAACUGAACCAGGCAACAGCGUUCAUCGAUGGCUCUCAUAUUUAUGGCACAAACACAGAGACACUGAGACAAAUAGUUGAUGCAGAUACUGGAAAACUAAAAGUAAAUGGCAACAAUUUGAUUCCAACUGCUGAUCCUGGCCUAGAAAAUUGUAUCCUGGAGAAGAGUUUUGACUACUGUCAAAAAUUAGGUGAUGAUAGAAUAAAUCUAAGCCCAGCUCUCACUUCAAUGUACACUUUGUUUGUAAGGGAACACAAUCGUCUUGUCGACAAACUACAAUGUAGAAACCCGCAAUGGCUUCCAGAAUUUGUCUUCCAAGAGGCGAGGAAGAUCAUUGUAGCUCUGAUUCAACAGAUCACUUACACCGAGUACCUUCCGGUCAUUUUAGGGAAGGAGGGCAUGUGGAAGUACGGCUUAACCAUCAAUAUUGACGGAUACGACUAUUCUACCUAUAAUCCAAAUGUGAAUGCUGGAAUCGCUAACAGUUUUGCUUCUGCAGCUAUUAAAUUUAUCCACACCCAAAUGCCAAGUAUGCUUGGUUUUUACGAAAACCAAACCCAGUACGUAGAUUUAGAGAAAACGUUUCACAGACCCUGGUAUGCGCAACAAGAUGGCGGCAGAGGCAUGGAAGAGAUAAUGGAAUGGCUGGUUAAUGAUGCUCAACCGGAAACCAAUAGAUUUUACGUUCGUACACUGACAGAUUCCUACCUUGAGUAUAACGGAAGUAGUUUGGACCUGGCAGCUAUUGACAUACAGAGGGGGCGGGACCAUGGACUUCCGGCCUACAACUCAUGGCGGAGGUUCUGCUCACUUCCAAUCGCAGACAAGUUUGAAAACCUGCUGGACCACGAACCUGAAAUGAUAGAAAAACUGAAGCAGAUAUACAAAUCGCCAAUGGACAUAGACCUAUUG